This is a messenger RNA of Linderina pennispora, 1633 nucleotides long. RefSeq names its product Thioesterase/thiol ester dehydrase-isomerase. The transcript has a single exon. Gene Ontology annotation, cellular component: peroxisomal matrix. NCBI's taxonomy places the organism in Eukaryota, Fungi, Kickxellomycota, Kickxellomycetes, Kickxellales, Kickxellaceae. The coding region runs from base 228 to 1148 and encodes 306 amino acids. Gene Ontology annotation, biological process: fatty acid catabolic process; acyl-CoA metabolic process. The record is from RefSeq and is a predicted model, not a curated record. Gene Ontology annotation, molecular function: fatty acyl-CoA hydrolase activity.
CAGUGGCGCCUGGACUCCUCUAUUGAAAAACCAAAAUAGCCAAAUAGCAGAAUGCAUGGCGCGCAUUGCGUAGUGAACCGGAAUCCAAGCGGACACCCUGCCGAUGUCUGUAGCCCACCUUGGUUGCAUAUAAAUGAUAGCCCCCCUGCCUGGUCGCGAAUGGGCAAAACUCCGACACGCCAUAGACAUUCCUUUGCAAGCACAUCUUUCUCGCCAUACAACCACACAUGGAACUCCCACUCGACAUCGACACACUGCUGGAGCUGGAGGAAGUUGGCGACGGGUCGUUCAAGAGCAGGCAGCUGUGGAAUCCGCCGCACGCGCCCUCUGUGUUUGGCGGGCAGCUGAUGGGCCAGGCCCUGGCAGCCGCAUUCCACACCACAGGCGCCGACUGGAUCGCACACUCCCUGCACACGCAGUUCCUGCGGCGCGUAACCGUCUCCGCACCAGUGCAUUUCACGGUAGUCACGCUGGGUCAAGGGCGAAACUACUGCUCGCGUGUAAUCACCAGCCACCAGAACAACAAGCCUGUCAUGCAUAUGAUUUGCAAUUUCGUAACCCACGGCAGUAACGUUGCCAGCAAGCACGCCUACCAAAAGGAAAUGCCUGGUUUUGUGCCGCCCGAGGCAGGGGCGCCUGGCACACCCCCGGUGGCCGGUGGCAACCCUGCAUCCGAAAACCACUAUGUGCUGGAUCCGCAGGGCUACCCGGGCGGGUUUCCGGCGGAGAUCUGGGUCAAGGAGGUCGACGAGGACAUAGCUGUGCCUGCACCUGCCAAGCAGCACCUGUGGCUGCGGUGCCCGGACAACAGGCUGCGGUCGCAGCAGACGCAGCAGUGCAUUCUGGUCACGUAUUCGGAUCUGCUCUUCACUCGGGUCACAUUACGGCCAUUUGGCGUGCGCGUUGCCCCGGCGCCAGACACAUUGCGCAGACUGGUCUCGAUCGGGCACCAUGUGUGGUUCCAUAAGCCGGCGGACCCGGGUGACUUUCUGCUGUACAAGACCGAGUGCCCGCAGCUCAGUCAUGGGCGCGGUAUAGUGGUCGGCGAGAUGUUCUCAAGGGACGGGUCCUUUGUUGCCAGCACAGCACAGGAGGCACGCGUCGAAGUUGACCCGAUUGUUGAUCUGCUGCCUGCAUCCAAACUCUAACCUUACAGUGCUUUUCCACCAAAUACAGGCGCUCAGAACCUGCCUGCCCCGCGCACGUAGGGGAGGAGCCCGCUCGACUGGGAGCGCGACGAAGAUGGCACAAUAUCAUGGCGCCGGUCAGGUCCUCGAAUCACCGCAUGUUUCUUUUCCUUGGGGAUGUGGGACAUGCACCUCCAGCUGCACUAUACUGAGCGAGAGUGCCGGCGCUGAGAAAUAGGAAUGCAAAUCGUGACCAACACUAUAUCGCUGGCGUCCGCUGGGCGCACGCUUGGGAUACUGCGCACUACACUUGGAGCCCUCCCCCUCCCCAGAGCGGACUGGCCUGGACGGAGCAGAGGAAAAAGCAGAAAAACAACGACACGCCUCGCACCCUAUCCCCCGCUGACUCGCAAAACCCACAUAAAGACCGGGAGCAAGCAAAGGGAGGCGAGCGACCCGAGCAGUUCUCUUCUCUUCUUCAGCACGAAAACAUUUUUUUUUUUGAU